UCACAGCCCCCCUACACUAUACACCGCAUGUUCUACCAGGCCCUGGACAAAUAUGGAGACCUCAGCGCUCUGGGCUUCAAACGUCAGGGCAAAUGAGAACGCAUCUCCUACUACCAGUACUACCUGAUCACCCGCAAGGCUGCCAAGGGCUUCCUGAAGCUUGGCCUGGAACGAGCCCACAGUGUGGCCAUCCUGGGCUUCAACUCCCCUGAGUGGUUCUUCUCAGCAGUGGGCACUGUGUUUGCAGGUGGGAUUGUCACCAGCAUCUACACCACCAGCUCCCCUGAGGCCUGCUAGUACAUUGCCCACGACAGCCGUGCCAACAUCAUUGUGGUCAACACACAGAAACAGCUGGAAAAGAUCUUGAAGAUCUGGAAAAACUUGCCAUACCUGAAGGCAGUGGUGAUAUACCAGGAACCUCCUCCCACAAAGAUGGCCAACGUGUACACGAUGGAGGAAUUCAUGGAGCUGGGACACCAAGUCCCCGAAGAGUCCCUGGACAGCAUCAUUGAGGCCCAGACACCCAACCAGUGCUGCGCCCUGGUCUACACGUCAGGCACCACCGGGAACCCCAAGGGUGUGAUGUUGAGCCAAGACAAUAUCACAUGGACAGCGCGGUAUGGCAGCCAGGCAGGAAACAUCCAGCCGGCUGAGGUCCAAUAGGAGGUAGUGGUCAGCUACCUGCCCCUCAGCCACAUUGCUGCACAGAUCUAUGACCUGUGGACCGGCAUCCAGUGGGGUGCCCAGGUGUGCUUUGCAGAGCCCGAUGCCCUGAAGGGGAGCCUGGUGAACACAUUGCGUGAGGUGGAGCCAAUAUCCCACAUGGGUGUGCCACGUGUGUGGGAGAAGAUCAUGGAGCGCAUCCAGGAGGUGGCCGCACAAGCUGGCUUCAUCCGGCGCAAGAUGCUGCUGUGGGCCAUGUCAGUGACCUUGGAGCAGAACCUCACCUGCCCCAGCAGUGAUCUGAAGCCCUUCACAGCCAGGCUGGCAGAUUACCUGGUGUUGGCCAAGGUCCGCCAGGCACUGGGCUUUGCCAAGUGCCAGAAGAAGUUCUAUGGGGCAGCCCCCAUGACGGCUGAGACACAGCGCUUCUUCCUGGGCCUCAAUAUCCGUUUAUAUGCAGGCUAUGGCCUCAGCGAGACCACAGGCCCCCACUUCAUGUCCAACCCCUACAACUACCGGCUGUACAGCUCAGGCAAGGUGGUACCUGGCUGCUUGGUGAAGCUGGUCAACCAAGAUGCAGAGGGUAUUGGUGAGAUCUGCCUACGGGGCCGCACGAUCUUCAUGGGCUACCUGAACAUGGAGGACAAGACAUGGGAGGCCAUUGACUCUGAGGGCUGGUUACACACAGGUGACACAGGCCACUUGGACCAGGAUGGCUUCCUCUACAUCACAGGGCGCCUCAAAGAGCUGAUCAUCAUGGCUGGUGGGGAAAAUGUGCCUCCCAUGCCCAUUGAGGAGGCUGUGAAGACGGAGCUGCCCAUCAUCAGCAAUGCCAUGCUUAUUGGUGACCAGAGAAAGUUCUUGUCCAUGCUGCUCACCUUGAAGUGCACGCUGGACCCAGAUACCUCUAACCCAAUGGACAACCUGACAGAGCAAGCUGUGGAGUUCUGCCAGAGGGUGGGCAGCAGAGCCAGCACCGUGUCUGAGAUUGUGAGCCAGCGGGAUGAAGUUGUGUACCAGGCCAUCGAAGAGAGCAUCCGGAGGGUCAAUGCAAAUGCAGCUGCCCAGCCCUAUCACAUCCAGAAGUGGGCCAUUCUUGAGAGAGACUUCUCCAUCUCAGGAGGAGAGCUGGGUCCUACCAUGAAACUCAAGCGGCUCACAGUCCUGGAGAAGUACAAAGACAUCAUUGAUUCCUUUUACCAAGAGCAAAAGAACUAA
Messenger RNA from Octodon degus (degu), 1881 nucleotides. Its product is annotated as long-chain-fatty-acid--CoA ligase ACSBG1-like. Gene Ontology annotation, molecular function: long-chain fatty acid-CoA ligase activity. Gene Ontology annotation, cellular component: endoplasmic reticulum; membrane. Lineage: Eukaryota; Metazoa; Chordata; Mammalia; Rodentia; Octodontidae. The record is from RefSeq and is a predicted model, not a curated record.